This is a messenger RNA of Pogonomyrmex barbatus (red harvester ant), 3304 nucleotides long. RefSeq names its product ATP-dependent DNA helicase DDX11. Gene Ontology annotation, biological process: nucleobase-containing compound metabolic process; establishment of sister chromatid cohesion. Gene Ontology annotation, molecular function: ATP binding; DNA helicase activity; hydrolase activity, acting on acid anhydrides, in phosphorus-containing anhydrides. NCBI's taxonomy places the organism in Eukaryota, Metazoa, Arthropoda, Insecta, Hymenoptera, Formicidae. Gene Ontology annotation, cellular component: nucleus. The record is from RefSeq and is a predicted model, not a curated record.
CCCGAUUAUGAUUGACGCUUUUUUGUACGAAACGAAAGAAUCUGGCACAAAAAAGCGUCGUUCUGCUCCGUGAAACGAGAUAUUAAUCGCUAAAGUUGACUGUUUAGGUUAAUAAAUCUAUCAUACCGACAUAGCAUUCAAUGUUUGUAGAGCUAUGUCGGUAUUAUAGAUUUUGAUGAGAGGGAAAAGGACGAAAAGUGAAAAGUAUAGAAUUUAGCUAUUCAAAUCUCUCUCUCUUUCUCUCUCUCUGUCAACACUCAAUACACUUUCUUUAAGUUGAAAGAAAGGCGGCAAAUAGCAGUACGUUAUUGGAAGAAGAGAGAAUGUAGAAAAUAAAACAGGAUUUGGCAGAGCCAUGACAAGCUGGUAGUCCAUUACUGAUGUGUAUGCUCAAUGUUUUACGUUUGCGUAUUAUUAUUAUUACGUAUAAUUCUCAGAAAAAAGACUUCGCUCAAAGAGAGAUACGAUAGAAAUUAAAUGGGUUAGAAAUUCAUGAAUUUAUUUUAGUGAAGAAAUUAAAUAUAAAUUCUUGAAUAUAUUGUGAUUGCUUGACUGAUAUGGAACCUCCGGAAGAAUUUCCGUUUCCUUUCCCAGCAUAUGAAAUUCAAAAGCGAUUUAUGAGAGAACUUUAUAAUUGCUUGGAAGGCAGCAAAUUGGGCCUUUUUGAAAGUCCUACUGGAACUGGGAAAUCCCUGUCACUUAUCUGUGGCGCGCUUAAGUGGUUGAUCGAUCAUGAGAGAUGGAGAAAGCAAGAGUUAACUUCGGUGAUUGCGGAAAUAGACGAUAAAAUAAAGAGCUGCGAGAAGCCAUCAGACAAUUGGUUUACAGUGCAAACGGAGCAAAUAGAACUCAAUGCCAAGAAACAACCAUUGCAAGCCACAUUAAAUGCACUCCUCGAAUAUGAAAAUGAAAGAGAGAAGCUUAAGAAAUUGAUUGAAUCGAAGAAAGCUUCGCAAACGAAAACAAGUGGAAAAGUAAGACAACAAUUCAUCAAAAAGAUUCCAGAGUCAGAUAAAACAACAUAUAAGAUGGAAGAAGUGGACGCUGAUAUUUGUGACAUUGAGAAGGCUUUUAUCUUGGAAGAUGGAUUAUCAAACUCGGAAGGUUCCGAGGAUGAAGAUGCGGAAGAACCAUUACAAAAACACCAAGAUUUUUUCUGUUCCAGAACACAUUCACAAUUGACACAGUUUGUCCAUGAAUUAAAGAGAUCUCCAUAUUCUCAAGAUAUUUCUGUAGUACCACUGUCAUCAAGGCAAAAUUAUUGCAUUAAUAAAAACAUCAAGAGAUUGAAGCACACGAAUCUGAUUAAUGAAACCUGUCUUCAAUUGCAAAGGAAAAAGACUACUGUUAAGAAGGAAAAAGAUUUAAAGAGAGCUAAAACCACAAAUGGUUGUCCUUUCAUACCAGGUGAUCAGAAAUUAUUAAUGGCCGAGGUUCUAACAAACAUUCAAGAUGUUGAGGAGAUAACACGAAAAGGACAAGAAAAUAACACUUGUCCGUAUUAUGGCUCGAGGAAAUCUCUGCAAAAUGGACAAUUGAUAUUGGUACCGUACAAUUCAAUUCUUCAUAAAAAUACUAGAACCAGUUUAGGGAUAGAUUUAAAAGGGAACAUAUUGAUAAUAGACGAAGCUCACAAUUUAUUGGAGGCCAUCGAAGGAAUGCAUAGCUCUGUAAUCACGGGGAGAAAUUUGCUUCACUGUUACAGUCAAUUAUCGCAAUAUCAGAAAAGAUUUGAAUCUUUAUUCUCUGCUAAAAGUGUGAUGUAUCUGGGCCAGCUAAGUUUCUGCUUGAAGAAACUUCUGACUCUCUUCGGAGCAACAACAAAGUCUCAUCCCAACGAUGAGAUUAAUAAAACGAUAGCAUCCAGAUUGUACAAACUGGAAGAAUUCGAAGUACUUACAGAGAUCGACACAAUAAACAUAUUCAAACUGUUAGAAUUUGUUAAAACCUCAAAGCUCAUUCAUAAAUUACAAGGAUUUGUUGAACAGUAUGACAAUAGUAUAAAGAUCAAUGAACAGAAAGCAAAGAAAACCGGGAUAACGGAAUUUUUAAACUCGAUUAAAAACAACGAUACAAAUUCUCAAGAAAUUGUUAAUGUUGCGGAUACUCCAAAUAGUAACGAAGAGCAAACGAGCAAUCCGUUGAUGGCAAUUUUGAGCUUCUUAGAAUGUUUAAAGAGCAGCUGUACAGACGGCAGAAUAUGUGUUUUACUUGGCGCUACUAUCGGACAAGGAAUUAUAAAAUUUCUAUUGUUAAAUCCAGCAGCACAUUUUCAUGACGUGGUGAAAGACGCCAGAUCUGUGAUAUUGGCUGGUGGCACAAUGGAGCCAAUGUCCGAAUUUAUUGAUCAAUUAUUUUUAAUGGCGGGUGCCACACCGGAGAGAAUAAUGACAUUUUCAUGCGAUCAUGUAAUUCCCAAGGAAAACAUUAUAUCCAAUGUCGUAAUGCGUGGCCCGACUGGAGUUGAAUUUGAAUUUAAUUUUCACAAUCGACAAGAUACAAGAUUGUUGGAUGAAUUAGGUAGAGCAUUAUUAAAUUUAUGUAACAUUGUACCAGCUGGAAUUGUAGUUUUCUUCCCAUCUUACAACUAUGAGGAUAUAGUAUUUAAACAUCUAGAUAAAUUUGGUAUCAUAUCCAAAAUAUCUACAAAGAAACAUAUCUAUCGUGAACCUAAAUUAGCAUCGCAGGUUCAUGUGAUAUUGGAUCAAUAUGCAUAUUCUAUCAAGAAUCCGCAAUCCCCUUGUAACGGAGCAUUGCUAUUCAGCGUAGUUGGUGGUAAAUUAAGCGAAGGUUUAAAUUUUUCUGAUGAUUUAGGCCGGUGUGUCAUAGUCAUUGGCUUGCCAUAUCCUAACAUUAAGUCACCAGAAUUACAAGAAAAAAUGAAAUACUUAAACGAGCAUGUUAAACCAGACGCUGGAAAUAUUUUUUAUGAAAAUGCUUGCAUGAAAGCGGUGAAUCAGUGUAUUGGUCGAUCCGUUCGUCAUAUCAACGAUUAUUCGACAGUUGUAUUGUUAGACAGACGUUAUUGUCAAAAAGUUAAAGUACUACCUCAAUGGAUUCAACGUUCUAUCGUGAUAAAUGAUUCAUUUGGAUCUGUAGUUGGUAACAUUGCAAAAUUUUUCGCAGCCAAAAGAAUUAAGAAAAUUUAAUCUAUGAUAAUGAUAGUGAUGUGUCAAUGGAUUAAUUAUAAAUAUUACUAAAUUAUUCAAUUUGAUGGUCAUUAUUACUGGUCGCAGUAAUAACACCUGUAUUAUAAUUAUUUUUUUACUAUUAAAUAAAAUAAUAAAAAAGUUUUAAUCUGAAA